Messenger RNA from Oreochromis niloticus (Nile tilapia), 3066 nucleotides. RefSeq names its product zinc finger BED domain-containing protein 4-like. The transcript is spliced from 2 exons. Gene Ontology annotation, molecular function: DNA binding. NCBI's taxonomy places the organism in Eukaryota, Metazoa, Chordata, Actinopteri, Cichliformes, Cichlidae. The record is from RefSeq and is a predicted model, not a curated record. Bases 219 to 2144 code for a protein of 641 amino acids.
AAUAUGAGUAACUGUAUUCCGUUACAGUUACCGUUUAAAAAGGUGGUAUUCAGAAUACAGUUACUUUGGUGAAAUAAAUGGAAUACAUAGCGGUACUCUGUAAUUUUGGUCAUUCCACGCCGCGCAUUGCGGCUGGAAACCCAAACAAAACACGCGAGAAGAGGCUGUAAAAAAAAAAAAAGAAAAAAAGCGUCCUGUUGGUGGCGUUAGUUAAAACAAUGGAGCCGGAGCCAGCACAACACAGUCAGCAGUGCACGUCGAGCAGGAAUGCGUUUCGGAGUUGGAAGUUCCAACACCAUUUCAUGUUCAAAGAAGAAAGGGAUGGGCGGAAUUUCACAGUGCAAUGCAAAUUGUGCUUGCCAGCAAAGAAGAUGCUCUCCGCGUCAAAAGACUCAACCUCCAACCUAGCAAAACAUCUGAAAAGGAUGCAUCCCAGGGUUAUACACAGUUUACCCAAAGCAGAUACAUCGAAUGAUGGUGAUGAACAAAGUGGCAAAGACACAGCCCCUCCUCCUCUCAAACAAGCCAUCCUUAGCACGCCAGCCAUCACCCAAAGGAGAGUAAAUUCCUUGGUAUUUGACUUCAUAGUCAAUGAAGUGCAGCCCUUUUCUACCGUUGAGAACACCUCAUUCCGUAAGAUGGUUGAAGGACUAAGUGGGGGCAGGAGUCCUGUUUGCAGAAAAACAUUGAUGACUCACAUUGAGAAAACCUUUCCAAAAAUGAAGGAAGCAAUAACUGAAAUUCUUCUACAUACUCAACAUGUGUGCACAACAGCAGAUAUCUGGACUGCCCAUCACAGAAGUUUCAUUGGCAUCACAUGUCACUGGAUCGAGUCAGACACAUUGGAUCGCAAGUCUGCUGCACUGGCAUGUGAGAGGAUAAGAGGACGUCACACUUAUGAUGUUAUUGCCGCCAAAAUAAGUCAGGUUCAUGCUGAAUUCCAAAUCCAAGGCAAGGUUAGUGCUACAGUCACAGACAAUGGGAGCAAUUUUGUAAAAGCUUUCAAUGAAUAUGGAGAUUCAGAAACAGAAGAUGGUCUGGAAGACACAGAUGAUGUACAAUUUGAUGAUGUCACUACAGUACUUGAGGAGGAGCAAGAACACGAGGAGCUGAACUUCUUUUUGCCACCACACCAACGAUGUGCUGCGCACACACUAAAUCUCAUCGCCACGACUGACCUUGAUAAAGCUGCUUCACAGCAGGGUGUUUCCAAAAAAAUAUAUAGGAGUGCAAAGGCAAAAUGUGCAGCCAUCUGGAAUAAGGCUCAUCGUUCAUCAGGUGCUUCUGAUGUAAUCGAAGAAAUUGCCCAAAUGAGAUGUGUUGUACCUUCAGUGACUAGGUGGAGCUCAGAGUACCAUGCAAUCGAGAAGCUAAUGAAUCUACCUGAAAGUCAGCUUAAUGAAAUCUGUGAACAACUGAAGGUGGCAAAACUGCAUCCUCAAGAGACAGUGUUUCUCAGAGAGUAUGCAGCCAUUCUGAAACCACUUGCCUAUUCAGUCAACCUGCUUCAGGGGGAAAAGAACUGCUAUUUCGGAUAUGUGAUUCCCACCCUUCUCAGUCUGAAAGCCAAGUUAUCUGAAAAGUUGACACAAGUGCAAUUUUCAACUCACAUCCUCUUAGCGAUCAUCAAAGCAAUUGACACUCGAUUUGCAGCUGUAUUAGCCUCCCAUGAAGCAAGGAUGGCAGCAUCCACCAUCCCAAAAUUUCGACUCUGGUGGCUUGCUGAUGAUGAGAGAGAAUCCAUGAGAAGAACAAUGGUCCAAGAGGCUCGUCUCCUCAACACAGAACCUUCUAAUGACAGCAGCACCACUGGACAUGCCUCAGUGGGAAAUGAGCUGGAAGAUGAUGAUGACGACAGCUUCUUCAGUUUUCAGAGUACACAGGUGACCUGUUCUACAGCGGAGGAUGAGGUACAGAGGUAUCUUCAAGAUUCAGAUAAGACAUUGACCUCAUUAAAGGGAUAUCCAUUGAUCAGAGCCCUGUUCUUAAAAUACAAUACAACUCUGCCAUCAAGUGCUCCUGUCGAGCGUCUCUUCAGCCAUGGAGGACUUGUUUUCACCCCACACCGUAACCGCAUGACAGACAAACACUUUGAAGAGGUGCUCUUGCUGCGUUACAACCGCCUUUACUGGACUGUAGACUAGGCGAAACAGAUGUAGGUAGUCUGUUGAAACUAUCUUUGUAUUAUUCACAGAUAGGGCUUGCAACCUCAGUAUUUUGUAGUGUUUAGUAUUUGUUUUUGGCAUGCAUUCAAAAAGCAGCACCUCAUAUGUUUACUGCAAUUGUUAGCCAAUUAUUUGAUUUUUGAGGCCAAUUAAGGUUUUCAACCAAGCAGUUCAGCACUGACACCUUGGACAGUUCUUUGUUGCAUGCCUUUGUUAAAUGGCCAUAAGGUAAUGUUGCUGAGUUUCAUUAAAACAUAUAUUGUCUUGUUUUAAAAAUUAUAUCUAGGGGUAAGGUUUAAAAUGUAAUUUCUCAUUGUUACAUUGAGUUUGAAUAUCUGAGUUGUAUUGAAAGAUCUUUUGUAAUUUAAAAUUAUUGGUGGAAGAAUAAUAUUGACAGUAAAUGCCAAAAUAAUAUAUUUUUUAUUUUUGAGUAUAAUUUUAUAUAUUGCCUUUUUUGUCCUAAUAAGAAAACAGUCAUUGGAAAUGCUGAUAUUUUUUCUCCUUGUGCAAGGCUACUUUUUAUUUUAACUAAGUGAUGUUGUUGACCAUAACAGUAAAUAACAGUAAGUACUUCUCAAUGGCAUAUUUUAUGUUUGUCUACUACUCUUCCACUUGUCAGCUUUAUAAAUAAAAAAAAAUGUUAAGGAAAGAAGUUGCUUUUUUAUUAUCUUUAAGAAGACAAAACAGCUUAUACAAACAUACCCAAGUCUUUGCUCCUCUACAUUACAUAUAUUAUCUUAAGUUGGGCUUAACACCUAAUUGGUAAAGAAAAACAAACAAGGAUUUGCAGGAUGUGAUAGCGAAAGUCGUGUAGUUGUAAAAAGCAUGACAAUAUAUUAAGUAUUCCAAAGUAUUCAGAAUACGUUACUCACAUUGAGUAACUUAACGGAAUACGUUACAG